CACGUGUGUACGUUAUCUCGAUUCCGGUCGCCGCGGGAAUUACGUUGAACUCGCGGCCGGUGUUCGGUGCUGAGACGCUCGCGGCACGCAGAUCCCGCGGGGGAGAGCACGCUGAGGAAGGUCGGCGUGUCGCAAGGGCCGCCGUGUAGUUCAGGACCUUCAGCCUUCAAGAGAGAAAGAGGGGAGAAAGAGUGAGACGCGCGGCAAACGGAGGGACGUGCAGCACGGCCGUCGCGGAGCAGCGGUACGGGACGCACAAAACGAUGCCGAAGCGAUGCAGUUGACACACCGUGGUAAAGAAACACACGUCUCCAAGAUACCAUUGAGAAGUCCCGACAUCAAACGGUACUCGAGGUGGAUUCUGAAGCGCCGACGUUUCAGAAUCCCCAGGAAUCACGCACAAUAGGAUUUGAUUGGAAACAAAGAAGCGCGGUAAUUCAAGCACAGCAAUCACACACGUUGCCUUCGCGUUGCGAGAAACUUUUCAAGGCGACGAGUUCUUCCUCUCUAACUUCGCGAUCCGCCGAAAUAUACGUAAUAAAAGAUCACGGCGGUAAUCACAGCCGAACGGCUUGCCGCAAUCCACCACCUGUGGCUUCUGAUAACUUCUCUGAUAAGGCGAGAAAGAGCAGCACUGCGACGCCACCGCGGGGGCUUCGACUUUCAGCUCGAGAUUAACGCUAAGCUCUCAUUUUUAAAGAACACUCUUUCUAUUAACUCAGGUAGAUGUACUCCUCGAGUCACGAAGGAGCACUUCAACCGUACUCGCACAUUCGAGAGACGAUCGAUUUCGCGAGGUGAUGAGAAAAAUGCCAAGCUUCUUUCGCGAUUUAGAAUACUUUUCAAAACUCCGACUGGCCUGCUGAAAGAACGAGAGAACGUUCGGUUUAAUAAAUGAGAGUUGAAAAGCGAGUCUUUUCGAAGGCGCGCGAGAUCAUUUGUUCUCAUUCAAAGAUCGGUGGACAAAGAUCUGCCGGCGGAUCAACGUGGAACGGACAGUGCCAGAAGUGAUCUCGGAUAAUCGCGUCGUUGAAGAACGCAGUGAAAAGCGCGUCAUCAGAACUCCGAGGAAGCGUAUAGAGCGUCUAAAAGAAAAAAAAGAUACCGAAGAAAUCUAACGAUCGCGGAGGUGGGAUUGACGGUAUCCCUCGCUUUCUUUUUCACCGAGAACCGUGGAAGGUAAUUCACGAAAAACGGCGAACCACUACGGGGUGCAUUACGCGAACUCGUACGCGUGCAGCAACGGCGCACCGAGCGUGUACACCAGCACCGGUUGUUGCACGAACAUCAACGGUGGCGGCUUCAACGUGCAACAGCCGCAGCCACACGAGGAUUAUCGGCCGAUCUACUUUUAUGUGGCGCAGCCCUACACGAUCCCGUACACCUUCGCCAAACGGCCGAAACCCGCCGCGUCGUCGCUGCUAAGGGCGGCGAAACCGCGCGGCAACAAUUGCCGCGUCAAGUUCUCCAAGCGACUCGGGAACGCCGCCGACUUCUCGCAGAAGGUCAAGCAGGGCGAAUUCUCGCGGAGCCUGAGCCAGGUGCACUUCGCGGAGAGUCAGGGUCAAGUGCUCGCAAGCUAUCCUAAAGCUGGAUCGUCAUCUCGUGAUCCGAGGAUGACGUCGAUGUUUCGCAGAGGCACGAUCUUCGCGACCUUCUUCCUGUCAUUGUUGGGCGGUGGACUCGUCUGCGCCGCCCUUGUGACGCAGCACUGGGUGGAGGCACGACCGUGGAGAACGCCGAAUCCUCAGGAGAGCGCCGGCCGAGUUCAUUUCGGUCUGUUGCAGGGUAAAAAGGAGUUAAACGUCGCUUAUGGAUGGAGGACGUAUCACGUGUCGGUUCCUCAAAUGAUCCGACAGGAUCCAUCGGUGAUGUCUUGGGCCCUAUGGAUCGGUACUUUAACAACGACUUCGGCUGCUUUGAUAGCGGCCGCACUUGCUGCGCUUUUGGCAGUUCUAAAUACGGCUACUUCACCAAGAUCGAAGAUUUUAUCCAUUCCUGGCGUAUAUUUUAUAAAUAUGUUAACGCUGUUAAUGUGCUUAGCAAGCACUUGUACUUGGUUAACGCAAUAUUAUACAAGACUGUACGUCAAUGUGCUUCCGAAGGAGGACAUCGAUAAUAUGUGGACCAGCGAAGGUUCCGCUGAGCUUGGUUAUUCAUUUUGGCUCGUGGUGAGCGCCGGUGUUGUACAUCUAAUUAGUAUAGCAUUAGUCGGGUGGGGCUCAGGUAGAGAAAAGGAUGACCGUCUGGAACCAAUACCCGCACUUGAAGAGAAAACAGCCGCAGCGAUAAUGUUAUACUAAACAAUAUAGUUUUAAUAUUACAAGACUACGACUGAACUACGUUAAUGUGCGUAAUAUCGAAUUAUCGUUUAUAUCGAUAUUGAACGAAAAUUAAUUGAGAUUAAAUAGCAAUAGAAUUUUCGUUCACAAACGUUUGUGCCUCGCACAGUUCCUAGUUAUCUGCCAGGCGUUUGUACAAUCACUUGCCUCGAUACAAUUCGAUUUUGCAACAGGUAUUGUGCAAUUUUAUAUGGAAUUGAAACACAAGUAUAAACGUAGCAAGUACAUGUUCGAAGCGUGAAACGCGCGAUCGAAGGGCAAUAUUUGCCGUGAGUGACGAAUUAAGAGUUGUAAUGUGGACGGUACGUCGCCCAUGUGUGGCAUAUAAUGUAUACAUUUCGACGUAUUUUUAUGCAUUGACAUUAUGCCAGUUGUAAUACUUGUGAUUCCAAAGCGACAAUCAUUGAAGAACGAGCGUUUACGUGUAACAACGAUCUUUUACGAUUGAAAGUUACGCACUAUUCGUUUUACGUGGCAUAAAAAGACAAGAUUGAGAUUGAUGGAAAAACGCUUUAUUAUAGCUUAAUCUGUACAUUAGUGUUUUUUUUUAAUAAUAAGGCCGCAAUCUAGACAAUUAUUAUUUCAGAUUUCGGUUAACAAAUUUCUAUCGUUGAUAGUAUAAACAUUCGUAUACAGACGUGUAUGUGUAAAUUAUGCGUUUCAGAUGGUAUGCAUUGUUAUAUAUCAUUUUUACUGAGUUAUCCCCCGAUAUAUUAUUCGUAAAUAGUUAAAAUCCAUUUUCUUACAUUCUUAUUUAGAAACUAUGUUUCUUUUUUUUUUUUACAAAGGCGAUUGUUUUGACUAGACUGGGCUCUCGAGAACGAUAAUAUAUAUAUAUAUUUAUAUAUAUACUACUAUCUAUAAUUUAAUUAGUUAAAGAGGAUGUUUAAUAGGUAAGCGUGGCGUGCCUUUUCUUCAAGACAUUAAAUACUUUUAACAGUUAUUUCUCAAGACUGUUACUUCCAUAUAAAAGGUAUUUCAUUAAUUUCAGCCGUGGCAAAACGUAUUAUGAAAUGUAAAUACAAUAAGUUUUCUCUUUGGGGAGUAUAUUUAUUACAAUGAUGUCGCGGGCGUAAUAAUAAAACAGCCAACAGGUCAUAGAACAUCGUACAAUCUUCAUACUUUAUUUCCUCUUACUUCGAGAUCCUCUUUAUCAUCUAUUUCACAAAUAAAUGACUUCAUAUAUAUUAUACACAACGGUAUCGCCGUAGUAAUGCGAUUGAAAGAAAAUGUACAUUAGAAAGCGUACAAUUUCCUCUUAAGGAAAGAUGGGUGAUAAGACGCGGGAUAAUAUAAAAAAAUCUAAUGAAGGGGUAGGAUAUAAGAGAAUUUUUUAUUGAUAUUUCUAUAUCUUUUCUAAUCCUUUGAAACACAA
Messenger RNA from Wasmannia auropunctata (little fire ant), 3717 nucleotides. RefSeq lists its product as uncharacterized. Bases 1617 to 2303 code for a protein of 228 amino acids. The transcript is spliced from 6 exons. The record is from RefSeq and is a predicted model, not a curated record. Lineage: Eukaryota; Metazoa; Arthropoda; Insecta; Hymenoptera; Formicidae.